This is a messenger RNA of Pocillopora verrucosa, 912 nucleotides long. NCBI's taxonomy places the organism in Eukaryota, Metazoa, Cnidaria, Anthozoa, Scleractinia, Pocilloporidae. The record is from RefSeq and is a predicted model, not a curated record.
UUCUCGCAAAAGUCGACGCCUGUGCGAACGAACCUUUUGACCAGAUUAGGAGAGAACAUAGACACGUUUUACCGUGUUUACUCCAAGAUGGCAGCGAAACACGAGAAGGGUGAAGAUACAAGCUCUUCUGACGAGGAAGAAGCAGGCAAAGAAAUACCUCAGCAUGACGCAGAUUCCAUCGAAGAUCAACAAGAAGUGCGCUUGCUAGACAACACUUCAAGUUGCUUGGAAAAUUCUAAUCAGGACGACGACAACUAUCCACCCCUAGGAUGGACUACAUCCGGACGAAGGAUCCAACAAUGUACAGACGACAUUCCUACUGGGAUUGGAGAUGACGAUGUUUGUACGACUAAUCUUUGCGAAGAAGAAGAAUGCCGUGCUGCACAGGAGAACGAUUAUGUGGACCAACUGACCGAUGAUAUCAACUUAUACUGCAGAUUUUUCGGAGGAGAAAGAACAAUGGCCAAUUCUAACAGCAACGCAAACGGGCAGGACAGGUUUAUGAGCACAAACUGGGAUGAUCUGAUGGCCACAUUUUCUCAAUUUCUGAUAUUGGACCUGGAGGUGGCUGAUGAUACACCUACCUCGCUAACAAGCAGAGUUUUGGCACAAGUCACCUUUGAAAGCCAACAAAUACGUUCCUGGCUUUUGGAUUCAUCAAUUACAGUGGAGAACCACGAUGCGGACCAACUGACCGAAAAUAUCAACAUUUUCAUAAUUCUGCUGAUUAUUUCUUUAUAUUUAAGAUAUUUCUAAUAUUUAAAUAAAUUAAUGCUUUUUCAUGGUCGUGUUCUCUUAAAAUUGAACCAAUACAUUCUUGCAUAACCAAACCAGCAUUGUGUCUCCGAUGCCUUGACAAUGUGUUUAGUUCCAAUUGUAAAAGUCAUUUAUUGUUACAAUAAAAUUGAUUCA